GUCAUUCUGUAGCUGACUGACUGUACACGUCCAGUGACUCGGUGUUGGGGACCUCCGUGAUGUGACUCAUACUAAAGGAAGUGUGGCUGUUACAUUGAAGAAAGAGAAAGCAAUUGUCAUUAAUAUCUGCGACGUUUGACUGAUUUAGAAGAUUAAUAAUACUCUGGUUUAGGAUGGACGAGUCGGAUUCAGUGCCUUCUGUGAGAUCCAUAGAAAUUAAACCGCUGAGGAGGUCAUUAUCGGCUCAACCGGAGGAAUUCAUCUUAUCCUCCUCUCCAUAUUCAACGCAUCGGAGACCAAAAUCUCCCGGACGCAGCCUGACGGAGAUAUUUGUACGCAGACCCCACCAUGUUUCCCGAUCUAGUUCAAUUGACCAACACAGGCUAGAGAGGAGGAGGACUGUUGCUAUAGGUGAUCCCAGUCUUGAAAAACCGCCGAUUGUCAAAGAAGUUAAAGGUGGGAGUUCCUUAGAUAGAUCCUUACCAUUACAUGAAUCUUCAUCUAAUAACGACCCUGUGACGUCUGAAGUACCUGACGAGAAUGUUUUGAGAAAGCGAUCAAGAAAACCCGUGAAAAACGAAGGAAAACAGAGUCAGAAGAAAACACCAUCUUGGUCAGGGAAAAUUUUAAAGACAAUUAAAAUGGUUCUGUUUUGUAUGUUAGUUCUGUUGUUGUCGGUGUUUCUGUUAACAUUUGGAAUAUCGGCAUUUAUUGAUUAUCAAGAAAAGGAAUGUGAGGCAAAGAGGAACAGGGUCUUGCCUCUUGAUGAGUUAAAGGAACAACUUUCUAUGAAUGUAUUGGGUCAAGAUAUGGCUAUAGACAUAAUAUUAGACACCUUUGGGGAAAUGAGGCCAAAUCAAGUCAGAAUUCCUCUCAUAAUUUGGUUAGUUGGCGGGACAGGGAGCGGAAAAACACAAACGACGCAGAUAAUUAAACACGUUUUCUCGGGUGCGUACAUGGUACAAAUUGUGUUUCCUUCCUUCCUGCCAAGAGACGACAGUAGUCUAUACAAGGAAAUGUCUUCCCUCUUUCACAGACUUGAUUCUUGUUCCCUCAAUUUGAUAGUUAUUGAUGGAUGGGAUGAAGAAGGUAACUUUCCUGUUGAGGUUUUAGCCAAAUUUAUUACCAUGGUCCACAAAUUUAAUGCUGAGGGCAACGAGAAAGGUCAGAUUGUUAUUAUCGUUAGUGGCACACGAGGCAGCGAGGAGAUCAACGAUUACUUUGUUGAGAUGCGCCAGAGUGGAACACCGAGAGCAAAUCUUAGCAGUGAGGAAUUCGUUGAUGUAAUAUCAGCCUUGGAUGAAUACAAACUACUGAACUCCAUAACCAAAAACCUUGUAACUGUGCCUUUUUUGCCUUUAGAAGUUACUCAUGUUAAGAUGUGUAUCAAGGAAGAGCUUGUAAAGUUAAAGAAAACAGAAAUAUUAUUAAAGGAGGAAAAAGUACAAUUGAUAACUAAACAGAUACUUGAUCACCUUGAAUUCAUACCUGAGUCACAUCCCCUGGUGGCAGCCACUGGGUGUAAGCGUGUUCAAGCUCUCCUUGCGCUGGUGCUCUCGGGCCCUAGAUAAUUAGCAAAUUUAUGUAUUUAUAUAUACCAUUAUAUUUCUUCUGUAGGGAUCUCUGUACUGUGUUGUGUUAUAUGUGUGGGAUGGAUGAAGGGACAGAAACCUAAAAGGAAAAGAUAAAAGAGAGGUGUAGAGAAUAACAGGAAAAGGUGGUGUAGAUUUUGUUUAUUAAUAUGAUAUUCACUACACUAUUGUCUUUACACUUGUUAUCCAAUUAAUCCUUUUAAAUUUUUCUGAUGUCUUGUUUCUCAGUAUUCUGUGUAUUAAUUAUCUCCUUGUACCCAGAUCAUUUAAGAUGUCUAUUGACUGUUGUUAGUGUACUUCAAUUUUUUAUGUUCAACUGUAUUAUAUUUUUUAAUGGCAAACCUCUCACUUUAAACAUUCCUGUAUAUAGUGGAAGCUUCGUAUAAUGGGUUUUUCUCCCCAUGUAAUCCGCUAGAUGGAGGUUUCACAUAUAAUGGACCCUUGAUAUACAGUGAUGGACUUUCCUCUCCAUUUCUUCUGUUAAAUAGAUGUUUCACUGCAGCAUAAUAGCAGUAUAAGGACUGUUCAGCCAGCCAGCCAGCCUUCUCCUCUACUCCUAUACCAGAAUUGAACAAACAUUACAACAAAUAUUUUAUGAGAUGAGAAAAUAACUAUGCAUGUGUCAGAUAGAGACAGCCAAUAUUAUUAACCUUGUGAUAUUUUUAUAUUCACUAGAAAAAUAGAUAACUCAGUUUAAAAGUACACAUGAAUACCCACCAAAAUAAAUCCUGUCAGUUCCCUCUCCCAUCCAUGAACCCUGAGUCUCAUGAACCUGUGAAUCCGAGACAUCGCACAUUGUUGGGUCUGUAAAAGGUGCACCGUGUAAUGUCUCGGGUUCACAGGUUCAUGGAUGGAAGAGAGAAUGGAGAGGACUUUUUUUGGUGGGUGUACUUGUGUCAACAUAACCACCAGCUGCUUCAACAUGAGGAGGCUGGGAAUAAGUGCUGCACUGUAUGUCUUGUGCAACGGGAAAGAAAUAACUACUCUAUAGACUUUAGCAAUAAUUUAUAAAGAGGUUAGUAGAAUUUUAUUUGCUAACUAUUUUAUUUUUAUAGAGAUUUAAUGGUGAAAUUACAAGAGGAUACAGGUAAUUAAGUUAAAUCCUAAAAUAAGUAUUUAAUGACUAAAUUGUCAUGUGAGACAUAUCUAUCCCCCAGUUACUUAUUACCAAAACAUUAUGUUCACCAAUAGAAAAAGGUCCUGUUGUCUCACCUCCUGAACUAUGAACCCCGAGAUUCAGACUUGUGAAUCCGAAGCAUUUAUGGACAGAAAAAUGCUUCAGUAUCAAUUGCUUUGGGGUUCGUGGCUCAAGAGGAGAGGCGACAGGGCUUGUGUGAGUGGCUACAGUAUAGUGCUUUGUGGGAAAUGUUUUAAGGCUUGUUUUUGGAUUUUCUUUAUAGCAUAUCAAAUGGGUCAUCUGAAAAAUCACCACCCUAGCUUAUUUCACCUAAAGAUUAAUCACUCAACUUAACACUAUUUAGAAGGGAAGAGAUUAGGUUAGGAUUAGCAUUAGGGUGGUUAGCUAAUCUGGAGGUGAAAUAAAGCUGUAGUGGAGAUUCUUCAGGUGAUCUUAUCAAAGUAUAGUUGUGGUCCUUUAAGACAAUUAGGUUAUUUUUGUGUUACUUAGAUACGUUCUGGGUGAAGGUUUACAUGUGUGUGUGAAGAGUCGUGGUUGUGUCGUGUGAAUGUGAUUUGAUGUAAUUGAACUCUUGAUUUUACUCUAGAGAUUUUAAUAUGUAUUUAUAAUUAUUCUUACAGUAUUAUUAUGUGACAUGAAUAUCUAAAAAAAAAUUCUUUGGCUUAUAAACUGAUAUUAUAGUAUUUCAUUAUAUAUGGACUUUGUAUCUGUUCAAUUGAUCGUUCAUUUAUGCCACUAAACUGAACGUGAUGAAGGUCUUCUCUUAGGGGGGUCGUGGCAGAGCUCAAGUACCCCCCCCCCCCACAAAAAACAUAAUAUAAUACUAUUAUUUUUUUAACCCAGUCUCUAUGUCUUCCUGUCGAUGGAAUUUUAAGGUUCAUUUGUACUUAAGGUGACCCGGCCAUACUAGUUAAGAGGGUCCUUGAGGGUCUUACAUAUGAUCCCCAGUUCCUAUUCAAUAAAAGCAGGUUGGUGAUUGGAAGGGCAACCCGUCUUAACACUAGCUUCAAAUGUGCCAGAUUCCGGUGAUAUUUUGGUUGGGGAUUCUUACAGCUGGACAGUUUUUAUAUCUGUCCCUUAGGGUGAAACUUCUGUUUAGCGGAUUUCUGUCUAUAUAUAUUCCAUUAAGUAGGGGUGUCGUAUCUAAUGGACCCCCUAUAUAAUGGACUUUCAUCUCUAUGUUGUUUGUUAGGUGGAAGUUUCACAUAUAAUGGACCCUUGAUAUAAUGGACUUUCAUCUCCAUUUAGUCCAUUAAAUAGAGGUUUCACCACAGUAAGAGUUAUCCCACACCAACUAUUCAUGAUUAUGUGGCUGUGUCCAUAUUAUCUCCUUUAUAAACUGUGAUCAUAUACUGUACAGGUCUCCAGAAAUAAAGAAAUUAUUUAUGAA
Molecule: messenger RNA, 4120 nt
Organism: Homarus americanus (American lobster)
Lineage: Eukaryota; Metazoa; Arthropoda; Malacostraca; Decapoda; Nephropidae
Product: torsin-1A-like
Exons: 2
Coding region: 174-1571 (465 amino acids)
Biological process (GO): cellular response to misfolded protein
Molecular function (GO): ATP binding; ATP hydrolysis activity
Source: RefSeq, a predicted model, not a curated record